GAUACAGUCGUCAGUCAAUGCAGCCCACACAGUGGUAGGAGUUAAGCAGCUAGUACCUCCCUCACUCUCUGCUGAUCUCCCGUCCAGUUAACCUGCUCAAGGUUGAACCAUCACUCAGGCUUCCUCAGUCCAGACCUGUCCUCACUGUGGUAUACACCAGUACAUGCUCUCUUACUGCGGACAUUCUCCACAUAUAAUCCUCAGCAAACUCAAUUAUUCGCUGACAGUUACACGUGGUAGUGAAGCUACUCUCUGGCUGCUGUUAUUAUUACAUUAUUGACCUGUUAGUACACCAGACUUCCAGCUUGUGAUCACAAUGAAAGCACAGCUGCAAAAUGGUGCCAUGGGAUACCCAGAGGUUCGCCUGGGUACUGUUACAGGUGACCAGGGAAGGCAGGUGAUCACUAUUAAAAGGGGCCAGAGCAAGCAGGUGGACACCCCGACAGGUGGCCAGAACAAGCAGGUGGACACCAGGACAGGUGGCCAGGACUACCAGGAGAAUAGCAGGGAGAAGUCAGAGAAGGCAGAAAGUGAAUCAUUUAAGAGAGUCGUUGUUGUGAGUGUGGUAGUUGUGGUUCACUUGGCUGUCAUCCUGCCGCUAGCACUAUACUACAUACCUACUGGACGAACCGGUGUCCUCUGCUACUACUACAACAGGUCAAGCGACGUGGGCCAUGAGUUGUGGCCCGGGUCAGCGGGCAUGGAAGGCUUGGUACAGGCGCCCAUCAAUGCCAAUACCAAAGUCAUCUUCAUCAUCCAUGGAUUCAGCGAGUCAUCACACAGACCCUGGAUACACAGGCUGACUGAUGCACUGCUGGUAGAUGGCGCAGAGGAGACAGUAGUGGUAGUGGUGGACUACUGGGAUAUGCUGAGCCUGAUAUACUCUCACAUGAGACAGAAUGCUCGUCUGGUAGCCACACUGGUGGCUGCCAUCAUUGACAACCUCGUCACUCAUAACAACAUGAAGUUGAACCAGACGCACCUCAUAGGGUUCAGUCUUGGUGGUCGUAUUUCUGGAAUGGUGGGAGCACGGAUCACCACAGGUCAGCUGGCAUCCAUCACAGGUAUAGAUGCGUCGUAUCCCUGGGUGCCACCUGAAUCUGACGAGGAGUUCUUGGAAGCCAGUGACGCAAGUCUGGUAGUCAACCUGCGUACUUCCCCAGUUGGAUCACAUUCACCUCCAGGUCACAUAGAUUUCUAUCCUAAUGGAGGCCUAACACAACCGGGAUGUCAAGACUGGUACACCCCUUACCUAGUAGAGCAAGUGUGCAAUCAUUACCGUGCUGUUGCACUGUUGAUAGAAGCAGUGAGGCACGCCAGGGACGGGGUGUUUCCAGCGUGUGGUUGUCCAGACUGGAACACCUUCCAAGAUAACACCUGUGAUUGUCACAUUGUUAAUAACUUUGGCUUGUAUCCGAAUGCCAGCGCUCUGGGCAGGUUUUACUUCACCACAAAUUCCGAAGCCCCGUUUUCAAGACCACUCGCUUGAGCGACCAUCGCUUGAGCGACCAUCGCUUGAGCGACCAUUGCCUGAGCGACCAUCACCUGAGCGACCAUCGCCUGAGCGACCAUCGCCUGAGAGACCAGAGACCAUAUAUAUAUAUAUAUAUAUAUAUAUAUAUAUAUAUAAUAUAUAUAUAUAUAUAUAUAUAUAUAUAUAUAUAUAUAUAUAUAUAUAUCAAGGGUGGAGGAGGGGUUCGACCCGCGGACGGUAGAUCAUGACUGUCAAUUUAGAGACCACGGUUGGAACCCUCCUUCAUCUUUCUCUUUGUUCAUCCACCAUAGUUCAUUACAUCUUAAUUUGAGUUGAUAUUAACAUUGUUGUUGACAUUGUUAUUGUUUUUGUUGGCAGUGUUAGUGUUGACAUUGUUAAUGUUAACAAUUUUUAAUAGUCACCCAUUCAAAAUUUUCUAUUGUGUCUAUGGUGAUGUUUGUGUUAGUCUUAUAUACAUUGCUGGCGGACUAUUUUAUGUAUAUUUUGUUUUUUAAAUCUCGCAAUCUAACAUUUAAUAUUCGUGAUGUAAUCAGCAAUAUCGAAAACUUACUGAAUUUGCAUCAAUAAAAAUAAUUUGAAAUCUGUUA
Messenger RNA from Cherax quadricarinatus, 2082 nucleotides. The record is from RefSeq and is a predicted model, not a curated record. NCBI's taxonomy places the organism in Eukaryota, Metazoa, Arthropoda, Malacostraca, Decapoda, Parastacidae.